This is a messenger RNA of Physeter macrocephalus (sperm whale), 1113 nucleotides long. RefSeq names its product Cbl proto-oncogene like 2 (gene CBLL2). Gene Ontology annotation, molecular function: ubiquitin protein ligase activity. The record is from RefSeq and is a predicted model, not a curated record. Gene Ontology annotation, biological process: protein ubiquitination; regulation of cell adhesion. NCBI's taxonomy places the organism in Eukaryota, Metazoa, Chordata, Mammalia, Artiodactyla, Physeteridae.
AUGUGUGAUUUGCCUAUUAAAAUCUCUGGGCGUAUAAUUCCGUGCAAGUAUCUUUUUUGCUAUGACUGUGCUAAUUUAUAUGAAAGAAAAGGAGGUAGGAUAUGACCAGGCUGUAGUAUUUCUGUGCUGCGAAUUGAGGAGCAUACACGAGCUGUCUUCAUGUGUAGCGCCGGCCAGGAGUGCAGGAAAACUUAUUUGUCUCAGUUAGAAGCUCGUAUCAACUACCACCAUAAGAGAGCUAAAAAACUUGUUAAAUGUGCUCCGCUUAAAAAAUUUCACCCUCGUAUUGCUUCACCAACAACUGAAAUCCCUGAAACGCUGCUAGACCAGGACCAUAUGAGCCAUAUUCCACCAGAGUUGCACAGCAUUAUGUCACCAUCUCCUGUGCAGUGUGUAUCACACAAGCGCAGUAACCAGCCACGCGAGGAUCUUUAUGCUCCUCCAGCAGAAUUGUCCACCCCACCUCCCUUGCUCCAUCAGGAAAUCGUUAGUAUUUCAACAAGAGAAUACAGCAAUUUAAUAAUCACCCCUAUUCAGGGUGACUCAAAUUAUGGUGCUAAAGAACUAUCACCUCCUGCCCCAGCACCGGCUCACCAUCAUCCUGAAUAUCAAAGUCAACCAGUGGUAUUGCCCCCUUAUAUUAUGCCUCCAGAGGAACAUGCACUACCCCCAUCUACUCCACCACCAGUAAGCCAUCCAAUGUCAUAUUCUCUCCAGGAUUCAGGUACUCCUCAGUUGGUUUGUAGUCAAGUGCCACCGCCACCCAUGACUUCUGAUCCAUCACCAGUAACUUCUUCCCCUGGAUGUAUUAUUGCCCUGGUGCCACCUUAUAUGAAUCCUUCUCUGCCAGGAUCUCCUCUGUCUCAUAAUGGUGGUCCACCUGUAAGUGAAUUCCCUUCUGACCAUCAUAAUCCUAACUCUUUACCCCAGUUCACCGAAGAACAAGAAAUUCUGAGCCCUCUGUUUAUACAACAGGAUGGAACAAAUCCUGGUACGUGACCUCUGUCGAAAGGACUUUCACCUCCUUCACCAGCACAAGGUCCACCUUCCCCAACCCCACUUUCUGGAUCACAUUGCUCAGAUCAGACAAGAUAUAGACCAUAUUCACAUUGA